CACUACUAAUUCAUCAUCUUCUUCUUCUCUACAAAUAUUAGGGUUUGAAAAGUUUUAACAUCAAAGUUAGAACUCUCCCAAUUACUCCGGUCUAUAUUGCCAUGUCUUCCUCCAUGAAGGGUUCCGAUCGGAAUCAAAUCAAGAAAUCGUUGAGGAAGUUGAAAAAGCAGAUUGGGGAAUUGGAGAAACUUGAAUCUCCUCCGGAUCGGUUGAACAAGGGCAAGCCUGUCUUCAUCAAGCGCAAUAUAUACUUGAAGAAGAAAUUCAAGAAGAGAGUUAAAGAUCAUGGCAUUUUCUGUUCUUGCUCCUUGGAUCCUGGCUCUUCAACUAUUUGUGGCAGUGAUUGCAACUGUGGGAUUCUACUCUCAAGCUGUUCUUCUAGUUGCAAAUGCAGUAGUGAAUGCACCAACAAGCCGUUUCAACAACGACAUAUCAAGAAGAUGAAGUUAGUUCAGACAGAGAAAUGUGGAUAUGGGAUUGUAGCAGAUGAAGAUAUCAAAUCAGGAGAGUUUAUCAUUGAAUAUGUUGGGGAAGUUAUUGACGAAAAGACUUGUGGAGAAAGGCUUUGGAAGCUGAAUCAUAAGGUCGAGACAAAUUUCUAUUUGUGUCAGAUUAACUGGAACAUGGUGAUUGAUGCUACUCAUAAGGGUAAUAAAUCAAGAUACAUCAAUCACAGCUGCAACCCUAAUACAGAGAUGCAGAAAUGGAUAAUUGAUGGAGAGACAAGAAUCGGCAUAUUUGCUACCCGUUUCAUUAACAAAGGCGAGCAGUUGACAUACGAUUACCAGUUUGUUCAGUUUGGUGCAGAUCAAGAUUGCUACUGUGGUGCAGUGUGUUGCAGAAAAAAGCUAGGUGCAAAACCUAGCAAAACUAAGAAGACAACCUUGGAAGAAGCUGUGAAACCAGUGGCAUGUAAAUUGACCUGGAAAACGCCCAAGGACAAGCUUGGAACAACCAUACAUAGCCAGAGGAAAAUAUGUUGCCGGGACUGCAUUGGUGCGGUGAUCUGGUUAGCACGUCCCAUGAACCAGAAGUGUUUUGGAAUUAUUACACAAUAUUAUGAGUUUUCAAGAAAGCACUUGGUCAUGUAUGAGGAUGGUGUUACCGAGAUUAUCGACAUGUGCAGAGAAGUUUGGAUGAUUAAUGUGGUUGAUAAGAUCAAAUCCGUGACGGAGCAAGGCCAAACAGCUUUCUCCUUCGAGUUUUUCCCACCCAAGACAGAGGAUGGCGUCGAGAAUCUCUUUGAACGAAUGGAUCGAUUGGUCUCUUACGGACCUACCUUCUGCGAUAUCACUUGGGGUGCCGGAGGAUCCACCGCUGAUCUCACUCUCGAGAUCGCUUCUAGGAUGCAGAAUGUUAUCUGCGUUGAGACUAUGAUGCAUCUCACUUGUACCAACAUGCCGAUUGAGAAGAUUGACCACGCGCUUGAGACGAUUAGAUCUAAUGGAAUUCAGAAUGUGCUUGCGCUUAGAGGAGAUCCGCCUCAUGGACAAGAUAAAUUUGUUCAGGUUGAAGGAGGAUUUGCUUGUGCUUUGGAUCUGGUGAAUCACAUUCGAAGCAAGUAUGGUGAUUACUUUGGAAUCACUGUUGCUGGUUAUCCUGAGGCUCAUCCGGAUGUUAUUGAAGCUGAUGGACUUGCUACUCCUGAAUCUUAUCAGAGUGAUCUUGCUUACCUGAAGAAAAAGGUUGAUGCUGGAGCAGAUUUGAUUGUGACUCAGCUUUUCUAUGAUACUGAUAUAUUCCUCAAAUUUGUGAAUGAUUGUCGGCAAAUUGGGAUAAAUUGUCCCAUUGUCCCUGGAAUUAUGCCCAUUUCCAACUACAAGGGGUUCUUGCGUAUGGCUGGUUUCUGCAAGACCAAGAUACCUGCUGAGCUCACUGCUGCCUUAGAGCCUAUUAAGGAUAAUGAUGAGGCUGUCAAAGCCUAUGGUAUUCACUUUGCAACAGAAAUGUGCAAAAAGAUUUUGGCCCAUGGAAUUACUACCCUUCAUCUCUACACAUUGAACGUGGACAAAUCAGCUAUUGGGAUAUUAAUGAACCUUGGUUUGAUUGAUGAGUCAAAAAUUUCUCGUUCUCUACCUUGGAGACGCCCUGCAAACGUUUUCCGUACUAAGGAAGAUGUUCGCCCAAUUUUCUGGGCAAAUCGUCCAAAGAGCUAUAUAUCUAGAACAAAGGGCUGGAAUGACUUCCCACAUGGACGUUGGGGUGAUACACGCAGUGCAUCAUACAGUACACUUUCAGAUUACCAGUUCACACGCCCAAAAGCACGUGACAAGAAGCUUCAGCAAGAAUGGGUUGUCCCAUUGAAAAGCAUUGAAGAUGUUCAAGAGAAAUUCAAAGAGCUCUGCAUUGGAAACUUGAAAAGCAGUCCAUGGUCUGAAUUAGAUGGACUUCAGCCAGAGACAAAGAUCAUAAACGAGCAACUCGGGAAAAUCAACUCCAACGGUUUCCUGACCAUCAAUAGCCAACCAUCAGUCAAUGCAGCCAAAUCCGAUUCCCCUGCUAUUGGAUGGGGUGGUCCUGGUGGUUACGUCUACCAGAAAGCCUAUCUGGAGUUCUUCUGUUCAAAGGAUAAGUUAGACACACUUGUGGAGAAAUCCAAAGCUUUUCCUCUUAUCACCUACAUGGCCGUGAACAAAGCAGAGAAUUGGGUAUCAAACACCGAUGAGUCCGAUGUGAAUGCAGUUACUUGGGGAGUGUUCCCAGCUAAGGAGGUUAUUCAACCGACGAUCGUGGAUCCAGCCAGUUUCAAAGUCUGGAAAGACGAGGCGUUUGAGAUUUGGUCAAGAAGCUGGGCUAACUUGUACCCAGAAGAUGACCCUUCUAGAAAGUUGCUCGAGGAGGUGAAGAACAGCUACUAUUUGGUAAGCUUAGUGGACAAUGAUUACAUCAAUGGUGAUAUCUUCUCUGUCUUUGCUUGAUCUCUGAGAAAACCAACGGCGAAGAGGAAACAACAUUCGAUUUCGCAAUUUGUUUGUACCUUUUAAAGUUAUUUUUGAUUCGUAAUAACCUUAUUUUGAGGAA
This is a messenger RNA of Arabidopsis arenosa, 3021 nucleotides long. The record is from the annotation of a GenBank genome assembly. NCBI's taxonomy places the organism in Eukaryota, Viridiplantae, Streptophyta, Magnoliopsida, Brassicales, Brassicaceae.